This is a messenger RNA of Magnolia sinica, 3021 nucleotides long. Its product is annotated as receptor-like protein 7. Lineage: Eukaryota; Viridiplantae; Streptophyta; Magnoliopsida; Magnoliales; Magnoliaceae. The coding region runs from base 1 to 3021 and encodes 1006 amino acids. The record is from RefSeq and is a predicted model, not a curated record. The transcript is spliced from 3 exons. Gene Ontology annotation, molecular function: protein binding.
AUGGCUAUCCUCUUUUCUUCUAAAAACCCAGCAUUUCUCAUUCUCUUCUUUUUAUCAUCUCUUCUCUUUCUCACUACCCAACAAUGCAACCAUCACCACUUCUCUGCUUUGCUCGACUUAAAGAAUGGCUUUGACUUCCCUGCUUUUUACACCCUCUAUACUCUCCUCUCUUGGAAUUCGAACAAUCCCGAUUGCUGCUCUUGGGAAGGCAUCACGUGCGAUGGACCCACUGGUCACGUGAUCAGCCUCGACCUCAGUGAGCUCUUUAUCUCUGGUCGGAUUGAUUUUGAAAGCCUAUUUCGUCUUCGGAGCAUGCGGAGGCUUAACCUCGCUUACAACGAGUUUGAUGCCUCUCCAUUCCCAUCUGGGUUUGACCAGCUCACCAGUUUGACCCAUCUCAACCUCUCUCACUUAUCCUUUUACGGCCAAAUCCCACUGGAAUUCUCCCGCUUGACCACUUUGGUUUCUCUCGAUCUUUCUCGCAAUCAAUAUCGGAAUGGUUCUGGAUUUCAUUUCCUGAAACUCGAAAACCCAAGCAUUGGAGCAGUCGUCCAAAACCUGUCCAAUCUGAGUGAACUCUAUCUGGACUGGCUCCAUUUCUUAUCUGAAUUAGACCUCAGCUAUAACAAUCUCUCCUCUGCAGUGCCCAGCUUCCCAGGGAGUCUCCGCAAGUUGAUCUUACAAGAAUUGCCCAGCUUCCCAGGGAGUCUCCGCAAGUUGAUCUUACGAGGUUGUGACCUUUCAGCCUCCAUCAAUUCUUCCCUUUCACAGCUCCAUUUCUUAUCUGAACUUGACCUCACCUAUACCAAUCUCUCCUCUGCCGUGCCCAAUUUCAUAGGGAACUUAUCCUCAUUGACGUCCCUGCUCCUUAAAGAUUGUGGAUUGCGUGGAAAAUUCCCUGAGAGUGUUUUCCAGAUGCCAAAUCUACAAAUCAUUGACAUAUCAGACAAUCCACUUGUAGCUAUCAAUUUGCCGGAGUUCCCUCAAAACAAUACUCUACAGCGAUUGAUCCUUUCAUGCACUGGAUUAUCAGGAAAGUUACCAGAUUCUCUCGGUAAUCUCAAAUUCUUGACUGAAUUAGACCUCAGCAAUUGCAACUUGUCAGGAUCAUUACCAUCCUCACUUUGGAACCUUACCAAACUGCAAUAUCUGUAUCUUUCAUCCAAUAAAUUGAGCGGUCCAAUUCCUUCAUCAUUGUUUUCACUCCAAUCAUUACAUACACUGGACCUCACAGGUAACCAACUUAGUGGUCUAUUAGGCGAGUUCCACAAUGUCUCUUCUUCACAGCUGGAGUUACUCUAUUUGGAUAGCAAUAAAUUGCAGGGGAUGAUACCGAGAUUCAUCUUUCAACUUACCAAGCUUCAACUACUUCACCUUUCUUCCAAUAAUUUCAGUGGUGUUGUGGAGCUAGGCUUAUUUCAAAAUCUCAAAAAACUUUACUCUCUGGAUCUUUCAGAUAACAACUUGUCAGUCCAAUAUGGCAGUGGUAAUUCCACAUUUGUUUCCUUCCCCCAGUUUCAAUCUUUGUUGUUACGUUCUUGCAACAUCAGCACAUUUCCAAAUUUCUUGAGAAAUCAAGUGCGGUUGAUGGAACUGGACCUUUCCUGCAAUAAAAUUAGUGGUGAAAUACCCAAAUGGAUACGGGAGGUUGGCAAUGGGUCUUUAGUCUCUUUAAAUCUUUCGCACAACGUUCUGCAGGGAAUAAAACCAUCUCCCCAUCUUUUGUUGAGUAACUAUAGCGUUAUUGACCUUAGCUUCAACAUGUUGAAAGGUUCACUUCCAAUCCCAUCACCCUUCGUCAUAUUCUUUUCAGUUUCAAACAAUAGCCUUGGUGGUGAAAUCCCUCGAUCAGUUUGCAAUGCAACAUCCCUAACAGUCCUUGAUUUAUCUCACAAUCACUUCAUUGGUCAGAUUCCACCAUGUUUGGGUGAGAUUGGUGAUGCCCUGUCUGUGUUGAAUCUUCAAGGAAAUGCUUUCAAUGGCACAUUACUUCAGACAUUUAAAGAGGGAUGUAACAUACAAACGCUUGAUCUCAGUGGGAAUCAAUUAGAGGGCCAAGUGCCAAGGUCUUUGGCCAAUUGCAAAAUGUUGGAGGUAUUAAACCUUGCAAACAAUCAAAUACAUGACACCUUCCCUUUUUGGUUGGAAGCUUUAUCACAGUUGCGUGUUCUCGUCUUGAGAUCCAACCAAUUUCACGGCACCAUCAGGCAUCCUCUAACAAAUCACCCUUUUCCUCUGUUACAAAUUUUCGACCUCUCUUUCAAUAGCUUUGAGGGUAAUUUGCCAUCAAAUAUGUUCAAGAGCUGGAAGGCAAUGAUGGAAGAUGACAAAUCCCAAUCUUUGGUCCUUGGCACAAUGAUAAACAGAAGUUCCAUAUACUAUCGAAACAAAGUGUCCGUAGUCAACAAAGGGCUAAUGAUGGAAGUGGUAAAGAUCCUUACUGCCUUCACUGUAGUGGAUCUCUCGGAGAACAAAUUUCAUGGGGAUAUCCCAGAAUCAAUUGGAGAUCUAGAGUCACUCCUUGUGCUCAAUAUGUCCAACAAUGAUUUUACCGGCGGAAUUCCAACAUCACUUCAGAAUCUAAGGGAUCUAGAGUCAUUAGAUCUCUCAAAUAAUAAAUUGUCUGGAGAGAUCCCUUGGCAGCUCACAGAUCUAACAUUCCUUGCAGUGUUGAAUCUCUCACAAAAUUUUCUCGUGGGAAAAAUACCACAAAGCCGGCAGUUUCUUACAUUUAACAGCGAAUCAUUCAAAGAGAACUCAGGAUUGUGUGGACCUCCACUAUCAAAGAAAUGCGAAGAUGCAGAGAGUGCACCACCGUCCCCUCUGUCAACAUUGCAAUCUGAAAGGAAAUAUGAUUGGGAAUUAAUGUGGAUAGGAUUUGGAGUUGGACACGGAGUAGGUGUAGGGAUGCUUUUCUGGACCCUAGCACUUUGGAGGAAGGGAAGGAGAGAAUUCUAUAUAUUUAUUGAUAGAAUGCAUUCCUUAAUUUUUCCUUCCAUGGGGUUUCCUAAAUGGCAAUGA